GCACACAACAUGGUGCCCGAGUCAGUCACACAUCGUCUACUUCUCGGAGUCGUUAGUCUCCAUAGUGGCCGUUGUUUACAUUCGGCAACACUUGUGCCCUUUUCCACUCGAAAACUAUGUUGUGGACUUGUUGUUCGUCCCCAUGUCGUGCUCCGGUGACCAGGUGAUUUUCGAAAUGAACGCCAGACAUCGACGAUUUUUACAGACUCUUUCGUUGGCCGCUCUUCUCGCAUACACCGCGCUCUUCGCCUACCAAACGCUCUCACGUGGAGGAGUCGUCGAUGAAGAGAACGUCCUCGCCGAAAAACUCCACCAGAGAGCCCCUCUCGAGGAGCCGUCCGUGACCAGCGAGACCUCUUCGGCGACGGCGACCCUUCGGCCACCCUCCACUGUCCUCGACGACGUCUUCAUCAGCGUGAAAACCACCAAAAAUUACCAUCGCCAGCGACUGCCCAUCAUCCUCAAAACGUGGUUCCAGUUGGCCAAAGCCCAGACUUGGUUUUUCACCGACACGGACGAUCCGGAAUUUCAGCUAAAAACAAAUGGCCAUAUGAUCAACACCAACUGUUCUUCGUCGCAUAACAGGAAGGCACUGUGCUGCAAGAUGUCAGUCGAGUUUGACACUUUCAUUGAUACCGACAAAAAGUGGUUCUGCCACUUCGACGACGACAACUACGUCAACGUACCUCGACUAGUCCGCUUCCUGGGGGAUUACAAUCCGAGAGAAGACUGGUAUUUGGGCAAGCCCAGCAUCCAAGCACCGUUGGAGAUAAUCAAUAAGGAGAAAAAACCGACGCAAAAAGUCAAGUUCUGGUUCGCCACGGGCGGCGCGGGUUUCUGCUUAAGUCGGGCGUUGGCCCUCAAGAUGAUGCCGGUAGCCAGUGGCGGCAAGUUCAUCAGCACCGGGGAGAAGAUCCGAUUGCCGGACGACGUCACCAUGGGCUACAUAAUCGAGCACCUGCUGAAGAAGCCGUUGACGGUCGUCGACCAGUUCCACUCGCAUCUCGAGCCGAUGAAGUUCAUCAGACGGGAGAUACUCGAAGACCAGAUCUCGUUCAGUUACGCCCGGAACAAAGAUGAAUGGAACGUCGUCAAGAUCGAAGGUUUCGAUACGAAAUACGACACGAACAGGUUCCUGUCGCUGCACUGCUUCUUGUUCCCUCAUUUCAACUUCUGUCCGCGAUGAGGGGGCGCAGGGGCACCACUAAACUAUCUGUGAUUUUUGUAAAUAAACUUGGUAUACCUUAAUUCUACGUCGGCUUUUUUGGUGACUAGUCUAACGGAUUUUAGGCUUCUAGGUUAUAUUUUAACGAUUCGUUAACAACCAAGAAUUAACAUAUUAACAUUUUUAGCUGAUUGCAAUGUCUUGUGAUAAUCAAAUAUUAUGUAGCUAUUUUUAUUUUAUCUCACAUAGGUUUUAGGUGCAAUUAUAUUGUAUUUUUGCUCAAAGUGUAAAUUGUACAUUUUUUGUAUAUACUGUAUGAAUGUUGAACGUUUUUAUAUAUUUUUAAAAUAAAGAAUUACGUUAU
Tribolium madens (black flour beetle) is the source of this 1529-nucleotide messenger RNA. RefSeq names its product fringe glycosyltransferase. The record is from RefSeq and is a predicted model, not a curated record. The transcript has 10 exons. NCBI's taxonomy places the organism in Eukaryota, Metazoa, Arthropoda, Insecta, Coleoptera, Tenebrionidae. Gene Ontology annotation, cellular component: membrane. The coding region runs from base 143 to 1186 and encodes 347 amino acids. Gene Ontology annotation, molecular function: O-fucosylpeptide 3-beta-N-acetylglucosaminyltransferase activity. Gene Ontology annotation, biological process: regulation of Notch signaling pathway.